Molecule: messenger RNA, 1838 nt
Organism: Zea mays
Lineage: Eukaryota; Viridiplantae; Streptophyta; Magnoliopsida; Poales; Poaceae
Biological process (GO): carbohydrate metabolic process
Molecular function (GO): hydrolase activity, hydrolyzing O-glycosyl compounds
Source: RefSeq, marked validated
ACGGAACACACAGCUCGUGCAGGCAGAUUCCAGAUAUACGCGCGCGCGAAAGACACACGGUGACCAGGGGGUCGACUGCGCGUACAACGCCUUGGCGUCGUUGCCACGCCCACGGCCGGGCCACCGGCACGGUGUCGCCGCGCGCUUUUCCGUCUUCUAUUCCACGCAGUAGGCGGAAAGACUCUGCCCGCAGCCUCACCCUGCACUGCAGCCAGCGACGGCGCGAGUCCUUGCGUGCGUCUCCCGCCCUCCCACCCUCUCGCCUUGCUUUCCUCAGCGCCUUCGAUCUCUCUCUCCCCUCGCCACUGGUAGCCAUAUUUGGUGGCAGCGAGCACCGCGCAGCGCGUCGGCAUGGGGAUCAGGAGGCGGCAGGACGCUGCAGCCAUCUUGGGGCUCCUGAAGCUCUUCCUCUUCCGCUUGGCGGCGUCGCAGUCGUUCAUCGGGGUCAACUACGGGACGAUCGCGGACAACCUGCCGCCGCCGGCGUCGACGGCCAGCCUCCUCAUGUCGACGUCCAUCGCCAAGCUCCGCCUGUACGAGCCACAGCCGGACCUGGUCGCGGCGCUCGCGGGCUCCAACAUCUCCAUCCUGCUGGGCAUACCCAACGGCGCCGUCCCGAACCUCGCGUCCUCCCCGGCCGCCGCCGCGUCCUGGGCCGCCGCCAACAUCCCCACCACGCUUCCCGUCUCCUCCAUCUCCGUCGGAAACGAGCUGCUCAACUCCGGCGACCCCACGCUCGCGCCCCAGCUCCUCCCCGCCAUGCAGAACCUGCUCGCCGCGCUCCCGGCUGGCUCGACCACCAAGAUCUCCACCGUGCACUCCAUGGCCGUGCUGUCGGCGUCGGACCCGCCGUCCUCCGGCGCGUUCCACCCGGACCUCGCCGGCAGCCUGGACCCGGUGCUGGACUUCCUGCACCAGAACGGCGCGCCGUUCAUGAUCAACCCGUACCCCUACUUCGCGUACGCCUCCGACACGCGGCCGGAGACGCUGGCCUUCUGCCUGUUCCAGCCCAACGCGGGCCGCGUCGACGCCGUGUCAGGGCUCACCUACACCAACAUGUUCGACGCGCAGCUGGACGCUAUCCGCGCAGCGCUGGACGCCAAGGGGUACAGCGACGUGGAGAUCGUCAUCGCCGAGACCGGGUGGCCGUACAAGGGUGACGCCGACGAGGCCGGCGCCACGGUGGACAACGCCAAGGCCUACAACAGCAACCUCGUGGCGCACCUCAAGUCCCAGGUCGGCACGCCGCGGACGCCAGGCAAGUCGGUGGACACGUACAUCUUCGCGCUCUACGACGAGGACCUCAAGGGGGGCCCGGAGUCCGAGCGCUCCUUCGGGCUGUACAAGACUGACCUGACGGCGAACUACGACGUCGGGCUCGCAAAAGACAAUGGCACGGCGGCCCCGACCAGCUUGACUCCGGUUCCGGCACAGGGCACGCCGCAGCCGAGCAAAGGGACGAUGCCGACGGGGUACUGCGAGACCACGUCCGCCGUGCCCGGCACCACGCAAGGCCAACAGUUGCCGCAGAGCAGCUCGUGCUACAUUCCCGGCGGAGCUGAGUCGCGGCACGCCACAUGGCAGCUUGUUUUAUUGGGUGUUUUGAUGUGCUUGGUCAAGGUAGCCGGCAUCUAGUUACAACAUCUGUGUGCGACGGAACGAGUACAGGGUUCGCUCUCCACAGUUGUGCGUAUGGAUUCACCACUGUAAUAGAAUUCACGAAAGCUGCUAGGCACGAUCGAAUGUUGAGCCACACGGUUGCACUGCUUUGGCCUCCACAGCUCCACUUGCAACUCCUUUUAUGAAUGAUAGCACAAAUAAAAUUUCCGAAGCCAAAA